UGAGCUUAUAAAGCGAAUGUGUUUAAGGUACUUAAGUUUAUUGCACAGACCCUCAACGUUAAGCUUUUUGGUGCAGCUCUAAAGUUGGGCCAGGAUGAUCUGGCAGCUGUUGUUGGUGGUGACGGUACUUGGCGUGGUGUACUACCGAUGGACGCGUCGACGGCUGUAUCAACUUGCAAAGAAGAUACCUUGCUUGCCAGACUGCUACCCUGUUAUAGGUCACGCACACAUCUUUGCUGGUGGUAAUGAAGAUAUAAUGCAAGCGUUGCAGACCAUAGGUCGAACAGCUAACGAGCAAGAUGGUCUUACAAGUUUCUGGGUGAGCAACAGGCUAUUCGUUGCUCUGACAGACCCUAGAGCUAUCGAGGUGGUCUCAAAAGCGUGCCUGGGCAAAGAUGAAUACCUUAUAAAGUAUAUACGGACUGCUAUAGGCAACGGGUCCAUAUUCGCUCCAGUGAACAUCUGGCAUCCUCGCCGCAAGAUAAACGCCCCCUUCUUCAGCCGCAAGAACCUGAACCAGCUUGUCCCAGUGUUCGACGCCAAGAGUUCCAUCAUGGCGGACUUACUUCAAGCCGAGGCAGGGCGGGGAGACUUUCCUAUCUGGAGAUACAUUACCACCUUCACGUUUGAUACAGUUUGCGAGACGGCCAUAAACACACCAAUAAACACGCAAAAGUACCCCGACCACUACUACCUCCUGACUGCAAUCGACGAAUGCACACAACUGCUGGCCAAGCGAGUCUUGCAGCCCUGGCUACACCCGGACAUUAUCUUCGAAAGACUGCCGGCGUACAAGAGGUUCCAAGAGCAUCUGCAACGCGCUUAUAGGUUUUUGGAGGAGAUUAUACAAAACAAAAAGGAAAAAAUGUCUGAACGUGGAAUUAAGAAUUUCAAAAACAAUAAGGACGAUAUCUCGCACUUCAUCGACGUAAUAGUCCAGUCUUCCGGAGGUCUAGAGAAGGGGUACUCAGAUUUGGAGCUGCGAGAGGAGUUACUAGUGUUCAUGAUAGCUGGGAGCGACACUUCAGCGACAGCUGUUAGCUUCACCACUGUGCUGCUGUCCCGGUAUCCUGAAGUCCAGGAAAAAGUUUAUCAAGAACUACAAGAAGUGUUCGGAGAUAAGUUUGCGUCAGGCACGACGCUCGUGGACUCGACAACAGUGAUGUUCAACAUCUGGGGCACGCACCGCAACGCGGAGUACUGGGGACGCGACGCUGAGGCGUUUCGUCCCGAGCGCUUCCUGCGCCCGCUGCCGCACGCCGCCAUGUUUGUGCCCUUCAGCCACUCCGUGAGGAAUUGUAUCGGUGCAACUUACGCAAUGAUGUCAGCAAAGACGGCGCUAGCCAACCUUCUCCGGCGUUACCGCUUACUACCGCCGGCCGGCGUACGCGCCGCUGACCUACAGCGCCCUCUGCACGUCAAGUACGACAUCAUGAUGAAGGCCGUCGAUAAUUUCACGCUUAGGAUAGAAGAGAGAAAUAGGAAGUCUGUCACGUUGAAUGCAGUGGAUAAUUUGAUAGAGAAGUGAGGGACCAGUUUAAAUCUGUAUGAGUAUUAAUUAUUAUUAUUAUAGUGAUGUAUACAGCGCGUAAACGUAAUAAGGGCGAUAAAUGAAACCAGGCGUAUAAUUCAAUAUUGUUUAUCAUUAAUUAAGAGGUGUUUUUGAUUUACUC
Leguminivora glycinivorella is the source of this 1673-nucleotide messenger RNA. Its product is annotated as cytochrome P450 4C1-like. Bases 95 to 1528 code for a protein of 477 amino acids. Gene Ontology annotation, molecular function: heme binding; monooxygenase activity; iron ion binding. NCBI's taxonomy places the organism in Eukaryota, Metazoa, Arthropoda, Insecta, Lepidoptera, Tortricidae. The record is from RefSeq and is a predicted model, not a curated record. The transcript is spliced from 12 exons.